Benincasa hispida (wax gourd) is the source of this 2638-nucleotide messenger RNA. Its product is annotated as WD repeat-containing protein 26 homolog. The record is from RefSeq and is a predicted model, not a curated record. Gene Ontology annotation, molecular function: protein binding. Lineage: Eukaryota; Viridiplantae; Streptophyta; Magnoliopsida; Cucurbitales; Cucurbitaceae.
CGAAUCUAAAACUACAAACAAACAGUUGCCAGUUUUCGUUUCGGCCAUUUAUGUGAAGGCCCAAACCAAGAAUGAAGCAGGCCUCCCAUGGCGGCCAUGUUUCAAAUUCUCUCUUGUUUUCAACUCUCUCUCGCUCUACACCAAAACCUUUUGAUGGGGUUUCCUCUAACCAAGCUCAAAAUCCACCGAGCUCCUCUUUCAAGUUCCAACCCACAAAAAUGCUACCGACUCUUCUUCCUUUUUCCUUCCUCAUUUCAUUCCAUAACCCAAUUCAUCAAUUCCAAUAAAUAUUUUAUCAUUUUUCACCCCCUUCACACUCCAUCUUCUUCUUAACUCUUCUUUUUUUAUCUUCUUCCAUUAUUGCUCUCUCCUCUUCCUCUUCCUCUUCAAAAUUUCCUCUCUUAAUCUUCCUUUUCUUAUUAUUUCUUUUGUGGGGUUGCUUUAUCUUUCAGAAUCUUGCCUUCGAUCAUCGUUGCAGGAAGUAUUGCAGUUCAGUGAAAAAGGCUUGAUGCAGCUGUAUUAUUCAGUUCAGUGGGCCAAUAACCAUUUUAAAAGAACAAUGGUUUAUGCUGGUUUGAUAGGACUUGAUCUUUUGGACAAUUAUAGCAAAUACAUCUGAAAACCAAUAAUUUGAAAUCUGAUGAUAGCAUACUUGGAGAUUGACGUUCUUCUCUCUCUUUAGUUUGAGGAGGGUGUUUGUUUGUAUAUAUAUGGACUGAGCUAAACCUUUCAUGGGAGGUGUGGAGGAUGAAGAACCAGCCUUGAAACGCAUGAAAGUAGCCUCUACAGAGUUAAGGGGUCUUUCCAACGGUUCGUCCAUUGUAGAGCGUGUAGGGGGUUCUUCUAGGAACUUGAUGGCUAGACCCCUACCGUCUGAAGGAGACAAGGGCAAGGUUAUUGGUUCGAGAGGAGUUAUUAGAAAAGAUGAGUUUGUGAGAAUAAUUGCUAAUGCAUUGUAUUCUCUUGGUUACAAGAAGAGCAGUGCUUGUCUCGAGGAAGAGUCCAGAAUACCCUUGCAUUCUUCUGCUGUAAAUAUAUUUAUGCAGCACAUUCUUGAUGGAAAUUGGGAUGAAAGCAUUAAUACCUUACAUAAAAUUGGUCUAUCAGAUGAAAGUAUGGUUAACUCUGCCUCCUUUUUGAUACUAGAGCAGAAAUAUUUGGAGCUUUUGCAAGUUGAUAAGGUCAUGGAAGCUUUGAAGACAUUGAGAACUGAGAUUGCUCCCCUUUCUAUUAAUAACAAUAGAAUACACGAACUUUCAUCCUUUAUCAUGUCUCCUUCACCGAGUGGUUUAAUUGGUUCACCCCGUGAAGAGCAUUCGAGUGCUAAGUCUCGGACAAAAUUGCUGGAGGAAUUGCAGAAGCUUCUUCCACCGGCAAUUAUGAUACCUGAAAAUAGGUUGGAACAAUUAGUCGAACAGGCUCUUUUGUUGCAACGAGACACUUGUCUCUAUCACAACGCUUCAGAUCAAGAAAUGUCAUUGUAUUCGGAUCAUACUUGUGGCAAAAAUAAGAUACCUUCUCAAACUUUUCAGGUAUUACAAGCACAUAGUGAUGAAAUUUGGUUUUUGCAAUUUUCUCAUAACGGGAAGUACUUAGCUUCAUCAUCUAGUGAUCUAGCUGCAAUCAUAUGGGAGGUAAACUCCAGUGGUAAGGUCUCUCUAAAGCAUAAACUAUCUGGUCACCAGAAACCCAUCUCCUUGGUUUCAUGGAGUCCUGACGAUAGUCAGCUGUUAACCUGUGGGGUGGAGGAGGCCAUUAGGCGGUGGGAUGUUUCUUCCGGCAAGUGCCUCCAUGUUUAUGAAAAGGCUGGCUUUGGGUUGGUUUCUUGUGGAUGGUUUCCUGAUGGGAAGUCUAUUCUUGCUGGGAUUAAUGACAAGAGUAUCUGCAUGUGGGAUUUAGAUGGCAAAGAGUUGGAUUCUUGGAAAGGGCAACGAAUUUUGAAGAUAUCGGAUUUAGAAAUAACAGAUGAUGGGAAGAAAAUUAUUACCAUAUGCAGAGAAACUGCUAUUUUGCUUCUUGAUAGGGAGGCAAAAAUUGAUAGAUGGAUCGAAGAAGAUCAAGUAAUAACUUCUUUUCGGUUGUCCAAAGAUAAUAAAUUCUUGCUGGUUAAUCUUCUGAAUCAAGAAAUCCAUCUAUGGAGUUUAGUAGGUGAACCUAAUCUUGUAUCAAAGUAUAAAGGUCAUAAGCACACCCGAUUUGUUAUUCGGUCCUGUUUUGGAGGACUUGAGGAAUCUUUUAUUGCAAGUGGUAGUGAGGAUUCACAGGUAUAUAUAUGGCACAGAGGAUCCGGGGCGCUUAUAGAAGCAUUGCCUGGUCACUCUGGUUCAGUUAAUUGCGUGAGCUGGAAUCCUACAAACCCGCACAUGCUGGCAUCAGCCAGUGAUGACCAUACAAUUAGAAUAUGGGGCUUAAAGGGACUAAAUGUAAAACGGAAGAAUGCGUACAGAAACGGUGUGCACUAUUGCAAUGGUGGAACUUAACGAGAAGACUUACUGCUGUCCCCGGUUAUUAUUCUUUUCUUCCCUCUCUGACAGUUGCCCCUGUAAAUACUUACUACAGUCACUCUUCUAAGUUAAGAUUCAUGUUAAAUCUGAAUUAAGAAGUUUAUUUCUGAAAUGAAUAAGUUAUUUCAAUGGUA